Penicillium alfredii is the source of this 927-nucleotide messenger RNA. Its product is annotated as putative inorganic diphosphatase. Gene Ontology annotation, molecular function: inorganic diphosphate phosphatase activity; magnesium ion binding. Gene Ontology annotation, cellular component: cytoplasm; nucleus. The coding region runs from base 1 to 927 and encodes 308 amino acids. Gene Ontology annotation, biological process: phosphate-containing compound metabolic process. Lineage: Eukaryota; Fungi; Ascomycota; Eurotiomycetes; Eurotiales; Aspergillaceae. The transcript is spliced from 5 exons. The record is from RefSeq and is a predicted model, not a curated record.
AUGUCCCCUCCAUUGUCCAGCUACAACGCCCGCAAAACCGGCGAGCCCUGCACCAAGGACUUCCGCAUCUACCUGGCAACAGGCGACGAGCUGAUCUCGCCCUGGCACGGUGUGCCGCUAUUUCCAUCGGCGGCCAAGCCUCAUGUGGUCAGCAUGCUGGUGCAGAUCCCGCGGUGGAGCAACGUCAGGCUGGAGAUCGCCAAAGAGGAGUUCUUGACUCCUAUCCGCCAGGCCAUUCAGAAUGACCAUCUCCAGUAUAUCCCUAAUAUCUUUCCGCAUAAGGGAUAUCCCUGGAACUAUGGCUGUCUUCCUCAGACAUGGCAAGACCCCAACCUCCCAGACCCCCACACCCAAGUCCCCGGCGACGGCGGCCCGCUAGAUGUAUGCGAGCUUGCCGGCGCAGUCGAGAAACCGGGGAUCAUCAAGCAGGUGAAGGUGCUGGGUGCCUUUGCCGUGCUGGAUAACGGGCAGACGGACUGGAAGGUGAUUGUGGUAGAUGUGGCGAGCCCGCUCACAGCGAUGCUGCAUGGUAUCGAAGAUGUUGAGACGCAUAUGCCGGGGUAUUUGGCGACGAUGAAGGAGUGGUUUCGGGUUUAUAAGAUUCCCGAGGGGAAGGGGGAGAAUGUUGUGGCGUUUGGGGGGGGAGUUGAAGGGGAGGGACUGAUUAUAUCUAUCAGUUUCACGCUGGCCCUUAUCACCAGGUGCCACGGCAGCUGGAAGAAAAUCCUGGCAGAACCUGGUAUGGAGACCAAGGUGUCAAUGUCCGAUAUUGACAUCAAAGACAUCAAUCUCGCCCGACAGCUCCAAGACGAAUCACACAGCGACAGACUGCAGCUGGCAGACCGGACAGAAGUGGAGAAAUACCACUUCCUCUCGCCGAAUUGGCCGCUCGCAGCAUCGUGCCCGAACCGGGCUAUGGAGGUUUAG